AUGUCAUUCCCUCACCUUUGGACACCGUCUCUUGAACCUAGAACUGUAGUUCAUUCUUGGUACAGGCAUGCCAUGGUGAACGAAGCAGUUGCCUUGGAUAAAGAAGAGGAGGAACUAAUACUGUUAACACAACCUCUUACUGAAGAACAGCCGUCUGACUUCUUGUCACCCGAAAGAGACCCUACUAGGGACAUAGAAUCAUCCGAACUUGCGGUCUUUCAAGCAAUGGGAGCUGAAGAUUAUAGCAGAGGUUUUUUGAACGGAUUAGAUUAA
Racocetra fulgida is the source of this 273-nucleotide messenger RNA. Lineage: Eukaryota; Fungi; Glomeromycota; Glomeromycetes; Diversisporales; Gigasporaceae. The record is from the annotation of a GenBank genome assembly.